CACCUAAUCCUGCCGGUCAGAAUGCUACCAAUGCCAUGUUAGAUGGUAAUGGUAAAUUCAAUUCAAUGAAUGUGCAACCUAACAACCAACAACAACAAGGCCAACAGAAUCAAAAUCAAGGCAAUUGCAAUACAAAUAAUGCCAGCCUCAAUACAGCUGGAACACCCGCCAAUAUGAAUAUGUGCAACUCAAAUAAUGCCAAUAAUACAACACCCGCGCAAAGUCCUUCACCACGUGCACAAGCACCAACGUAUCCGCCUCCACCACCACCACCAAUGUUGCCCGUCUCAUUGCCAACCUCAGUGGCAAUACCUAAUCCUUCACUGCACGAGUCGCAAGUCUUCUCACCAUAUAGUCCAUUCUUUAAUCCUCAUCCACCGCAUGCACCACCGCCACAACCUCAACACGGUCCGCAUAGUGGUACGCAUGCAACGCCAACAGCCGCACAAAUGCAUCACCUAAAGAUGUCAUCCAGUCCACCAGGCGGACUCGGCAAUAUGAUGGAUUCACGCGACUCACCGCCACUGCCACAUCCACCUACAAUGCUACAUCCCGCCUUGCUAGCAGCCGCACAUCAUGGCGGUUCACCCGACUACAGCGCACAUCUGCGUGCAGCAAUGGACGCACAAGAUCGCAACUCCGACUGCAAUUCAGCCGAUAUGCAAUUCGAUGGCAUGCAACCAACAAUAUCCUUUUUGAAGCAGCAAAUGAUCAAAAACGAAUCCCUAUCACCUUUGCAUUCGUCGACAUUAACUCCAAUGCAUCUGCGUAAGGCCAAGCUGAUGUUCUUCUGGGUGCGUUAUCCCAGCUCAGCUGUACUGAAGAUGUAUUUCCCGGAUAUCAAAUUCAACAAAAACAACACAGCACAAUUGGUGAAAUGGUUCUCAAACUUCCGUGCGUGCCAUAAACGGCUAUGCUCAAAUCAACAUAGUUCACCUGGUUUGGCUACGGAACAACCCUCAGCACAAAUGUCAUUCACACACGAAGACAUUCCUGAAGACAGCUGGUCUUUGAAAAUAAAUCCAAGACGUUGCCAGUAA
Molecule: messenger RNA, 1040 nt
Organism: Teleopsis dalmanni
Lineage: Eukaryota; Metazoa; Arthropoda; Insecta; Diptera; Diopsidae
Product: homeobox protein prospero-like
Exons: 3
Coding region: 36-1040 (334 amino acids)
Biological process (GO): regulation of transcription by RNA polymerase II
Cellular component (GO): nucleus
Molecular function (GO): DNA-binding transcription factor activity, RNA polymerase II-specific; RNA polymerase II cis-regulatory region sequence-specific DNA binding
Source: RefSeq, a predicted model, not a curated record